CUGUGAUGCCAGGCAGAUCCAGUGCCAAGCUUUAGCUGUUGUAUCCAACACAGCGGCAUGUGGAUUUCGACUCGGCUGUAUUAACUGAAGAAGAAUUCAAACCAGCCUUGUCAGAAGGAAGGGCCUUCAACUCUACCUGCACUGUUAAGCCUACAGCCUCUGCAGACUGGAAAUUUUGCUGUUUCAUUGUCAUCAGUGAGCAAUUGUGGUAUCCCUGUCCUCUAGCACUUUUUCCACUGGAAAAUGGAAAUGAAGAGAAAUAUGGCAAAGUUGUUGUGGCUGCUGAUGCUCUUUUCCAAUAUUGUGCCAUUCAGCUGUGAGAAAUCAAUGAGAGAAAGAACUAUUGAGCUGAUGCAAGAUGCACGUUUGAUUGAUGGCCACAAUGACUUUGUACUGAAGCUGAGAAUACUUUACCAAAAUAGACUCAGUAAAGUCAACUUGAGAGAACUCAAUGUGACCCACACAAACCUUGUGAAACUUCAGGCUGGUUAUGUGGGAGCUCAGUUUUGGUCAGUGUAUGUUCUUUGCAGCGCUCAGAACAAGGAUGCUGUGCGCCUGACCUUAGAGCAAAUUGAUGUUGUCAAGAGGAUGUGUAACAGCUAUGAAGAACUGGAACUUGUGAUGACUUCCCAAGGUAUCUCUGACAGUAGAAGGAUUGCAUGUUUGAUUGGAAUAGAGGGUGGCCACUCCAUUGACAGCAGCUUGGCAACACUGAGGAUGUACUAUGACUUAGGUGUUCGUUACAUGACUUUAACACACUCCUGCAACACCCCUUGGUCUGAAUCAUCAUCAAAAGGAAUACACAACUUUUAUCCUGGUGUUAUUGGUCUGACUGCAUUUGGCCAAGAAGUGGUAAAGGAGAUGAAUCGCCUGGGUAUGCUGAUAGAUUUAUCUCAUACCUCAUACUCCACAGUAAAAACUGCCCUCAAUAUCUCAAAAGCACCAGUAAUUUUCAGCCACUCAUCAGCAUUUUCUGUUUGUAAUCACUCAAGAAAUGUUCCUGAUGAUAUCCUACAUCAACUGAAAAAGAACAAGGGAAUUAUCAUGGUGACUUUCAAUGCAGAUGUACUGGCCUGUGGCAGAAAAGUUGUUAAUAUUUCUACCCUUGCAGAUCAUUUUGACCAUAUAAAGGAAAUUGCAGGCUCAGAAUCGAUAGGAAUUGGUGGUGACUAUGAUGGAGUGGAACGCUUUCCUGAGGGAUUGGAAGAUGUCUCCAAAUACCCUUCUUUAAUAGAGGAACUUCUUAGAAGAGGAUGGAAUGAAACUGAACUGAAAGGAGUCUUAAGGGAAAACUUUCUCCGUGUCUUCAGGGAAGUAGAAAAUGUGCGGAACACUUUUGGAGUAAUGGAUGUAGGUGAAAGUGAAAUUCUGCAAGAAGUACAAAAUUCCUGUCGCCUAGACCUACGUAAGCCUCAGCUUCAGCCAUCCAGGUCCUUUGGAUUUCCUUCUAUGGCACAACCUCUUAGUCUGACACUUCUGUCAUGUUUAAUGCUGCAUUAUGGAUCAUGGAUCUAUGGAGCCUAGAGAGAGAUUUGUGGAGUACUCUGCAAUGCAACUACUUCUCUUCCUGUGAUUUCUUAAUGGAAAACUAUAAUAAAUUUUAAAAAUAAUUUCUAUAAAUUCAUAUGCAUACUUGAAAAGUCAUGUAAAUUAUAAAUGAUGUAGCAAAAGUAUUUAGAAUUUUAAUAUCAUCUUGGCUAGACCAGGACCUACAUUGUUAAUGGAGGAUAUUCACAUUUAAAGAAUAAAUUCUAUAAUACUUGAUGCAUGGUUUUGGUACCCAUAUUGUGGAAUAAAUACUGGAAUCCAGAACCAGCAGCUCCACACAAGAAUUAGCGAUUAUGAUUAAGACAUCUGUGCCAAGAAGUUUUCAAAUAUUACUUCUUGUUAAAUCAUACAACUUCUAUCAAUAGUUGAUGGCUUACUCAGAGAAGGCCAUCCCCUGCCAUAUGGGGAUAAGUGUUUUUUUUGGUUUGCUUGGGGUUGUUUUUUUGUAAGAUGACAGGAUGAGUGACAAACCUAUUCCAGUUUAAACUGCAUGACUACAACUAGCUUUAGAGACCCAUCCUGCAGUACUAAACUCUUAUUUUUGAACUCUGAUCAAGAGAGUGGGCAACUGGACAGAUGCUGAAGGGUGGAGGUAAAUCUCUUACAUUCAGGUGCAGACAAUAUUGUAGAUACUUUUCUAUAAUUUGUGGACAGCUGUUUGCAGCAUUUUCACGAUGAUGGGAGCAAGAACAAGUCAGGACAAAGCAGGGAUUCUGGCUAGUAAGAGGGUUGUGGAAAUAUUUUUGACAUUUAAACAAUUAUCCUUAUCAGUAACAUAUUUUAUUAUUUCAUUUCUAUUCUAGCUGGCUAAAAUCAGACCAUGGCCAGUGGAUUCAUAGACAUGAGAUUAGGGAAAGAUCUUUUUAUUAUAAAUCUGCUGUUUUGGCCUUUGUAAUAUGUUUUGAAAUACACAAGGUGUGUGAGGUUAGAUGCUCCUGUUGCAGAGAAGAGCAUAAAUUGAGAUAGGCCUGUUCUUUGUAGGUUCAAAACUGACAUUUUAGUCAAAUAUACUGAGAUUCAUUAUGAAAUUGUAAGAUAGCAGCACCACAUUGCUUUUGUAUGGUCAGUUCCCAAUGCUUGCUGGUAAGUGCUUUCCCAUGAUACUUACUGUUAAUUGUGAUUUUACUUUUAUUUACUGAUAUGACAUCUACAGAAUUUAGCCUUAAUGUAGAAUAAAAGCCUUGUAAUUGCUCUAAGGAAAGCAUUUGUAAACACACAAAGUAUUCAACAACUGAAAGAGAAGGCUGAGCAUGAACAGGAUGAAGAACAUUAUUUUUUUUCUAGAGGAAUUUGAGACUGUUCCUACCAUCAGUUUCUGCACUCUGUAGGGUUUCUGGAAGGAUCCUGUUCUUUUAUAGCUUCAAAAUUAAGCUUCAUUAAUUCUUUUGAUAAGAUGGUCUCCUUGAUAAAUAUAUUCUAAUUAUACUCCUGUACAUUACCAAAUUCUUUACAAAUCAUACGGAACAAUAUAGUUGCACACCAAAAAAGUCAACUUUUAAAGAAUAGUUUCUCAAUAAAUACUGAUCCUGGAUAUGCAUGUAGAAAAGGGAAUUACUGAUUCAGUAAUUCUGGCCUCCCUGAUAUUGUUUAACUAUCAUCAGAACACGUUUUACUGGCAAACUGAUGAACGCAAUAGGGCAAAUAUUUAAUUCCCACCAGUACUUCUUCUGAUAGGUUCAUAAGCUUAUGAAAACUGCCAUCCAUGGUCUCUUUUCUCAGAACUAGUACUCUGAUAUUUGUUACAUUACACAAAAUGUAAGACGCUUCUUUAUUCCUUCCAGCUGUUUUCUUUAUAGUGUAUGGUCACUUUACUGCCUGCUAAUUUUUGCUUUUUUUCCUUCCCAUACUACACAAUGGACUAAAAAUAUAUAUUCCUCUUCUUAAAGAUACAUAAAAUACAUUUAUAUUACUUGUCUUAUCUAUUAUGUAUUCUACUUAUUUGUUGACUGCUUGUGCAAUGAGUAAUUUGUAACCUUGUGG
Molecule: messenger RNA, 3528 nt
Organism: Poecile atricapillus (Black-capped chickadee)
Lineage: Eukaryota; Metazoa; Chordata; Aves; Passeriformes; Paridae
Product: dipeptidase 2-like
Exons: 11
Coding region: 244-1524 (426 amino acids)
Biological process (GO): proteolysis
Molecular function (GO): metallodipeptidase activity
Source: RefSeq, a predicted model, not a curated record